AUGAUUUUGGUGAUGAAUUUCAUUAUCAAGAAGAGCAAGAAGAUAAGGGUCGAAGAGGGUCGGCCUAGAAUUAAGUGGGGUGUCUUGACACCAGAUAGUGCGCUGGAGAUAGAUGAGAAAGUAGCGGGAUUGAGGGUGUGGGAGUAUAGGGGGAACGUGAAUGUUAUGUGGGAUAGGGCUGCCAGUUGCAUCACGGAGACUACUAGAGAAGUAUUGGGUGUUGCGAGGGGUCGAGCAAGACGGUAUAAAGGGAAGUGGUGGUGGAAUGAAGAAUUUAAGAAGAAAGUGGAGAUGAAGAAAGGGGGCGUUCAGAGGAGAAAGGCGGGGAAACGAGGUUGUAUAGGCUUGAUAAGGCUAGAGAGCGAAAGGGUCGGGAUCUCGACCAAGCUUUUAAAUGAGGAGGAGGACAGAGGCAUUGAGUUAGGGGAGCUAGAGCACUUGGAUGAGAGACGUGAUUUCAGUUAUUGUAGACGCUUUAAGAUUGAGGAGGUCAAAAAGGCUAUUCGUAGGAUACGGAGGGGAAGGGUGGUGGGGCCUGAUGAGAUUCCGAUGGAUUUUUGGAAAUGUAUAGGUGGGGCAGGUUUAAGGUGGUUGACUGAUUUGUUUAACGACAUUUUUAAGACGACAAGAAUGCAGGGGGCUUGA
Messenger RNA from Capsicum annuum, 645 nucleotides. RefSeq lists its product as uncharacterized. The record is from RefSeq and is a predicted model, not a curated record. Bases 1 to 645 code for a protein of 214 amino acids. NCBI's taxonomy places the organism in Eukaryota, Viridiplantae, Streptophyta, Magnoliopsida, Solanales, Solanaceae. The transcript has 3 exons.